CAUUCUUAUCGCGGUCCGAGUUGUGUCGUCCGAGCGGAAGCUGACUCCGCUGCAAGUGCGUUUCCCCGUUGGAUGGUGGUGAAAUAAAGCAACCGGAGAGGAGUUUGUCAGGUGGCAAGGUGAGCGUGUGGUUUUUUGUCCGGCAGCGGUGAUGGCUUUGUUUGAAUGAACACGUAGAGCACCGUGCAGAAGCAGAAAUAGUACGGUGGACGGGGAUCGUUGUGUGCGCGCGUGUGUGUGUGUUUGUGUGGGUGGUGAAAAUUUUACCACCUAGUCUACAUAGUGACCGGAGGACGCUCAAGGAUCAGUGGGUGGCUGUGGCCGAAAUUGCUCAAAAGCCUGCCGUUAUUACGCUGCCGAGGAAAAAACGAAACGGCAAGUGGAUUUCUGUAUCCCUUUCUGACAAGUGGAGGAAUGUGAGUUCGGUGGGUGAAAUAUUGCUCCUGCAAGUUGAGUGAAUCGCACAAGGCAGCAGCAGCAGCAGCGAAAGGAUUCGCCUCCACACUGCGAGCUGCGAGGUUUGUGUUUGUGUGAGUGAGUUGUGCACGGAAACAUAAUGAAGAAAACAGCUUGUUACUGCGAAUUUUGAAGGAAAACUAGCCGACCUACAAGAGGAUAGUGAAUUGCGUGUUGUCGUUGGAAACGAUUUCGGUGAAUGAUUGGUGUAUUUGUGGUCACGGCCGGUACCAAGGCUCCAGCAGGCGUUCGAAGCUAAUAAAAAACGAAUUAACGUUAUUGCUGCUCAUAACAGUAAAUAUUUACGGCUGUUUGCCUGCACAGAUGACCAGUAGGAGAAUCCGAUUUGUGUGAAAAAAAACAACCAGACUUAGAUACGGAAAGUGACUCGCUGAGGUAUUCCAUCAUAUCAAAAAGUGAGCCCACUUCCUGUUGCUUGGAAUUCAACCCGUAACGAUAAAUCGCUGUUUUGCUGGGAAAAAGCGGAAUUGUUCAGUGCAAACCAUAAAUAAAGAAAAAGCUGUGCCAACCGGCGGUGGAUGCUUUAGUGAAGAGAAAAAAAAUCGAUUCCAGAAGUUGCCUGCCCAAACGAUUUACUAGUGACCAUCGAGAAGAUGCACCACCCGAUCGGUGUUUUGUGAAAGUUUGUGAUUCGUGGUUGCGGUGGAAAUUGAAUAAAAAGGCGAUUGAAAGAAUCGGAAAAGGUUUUUAUCCAACCCAAUCGGUAAGUGAUUUUCUAUUAGGCUAGUGAAACUAAUCGAAGAUUCGAAAACGUUUUCCUAGUACGAAGAACGAAGGGGGGCCAGCGUAAACUUAGUUGAAAGUACGUGCAAAAGUGCAACCAAAAGUCCGAAACUCAAUCCUGGAAAGUGCCGUAAGAAGCUGAUUGUCGACUGGUUGAUAUAUUGCCGAGUUCAUAAUCGCCUUGAAGUUGUCAUACCCCAUUCGAAAGCGUGUUCCGUGUACUUGUACGAAAUAUAUCGUCUGACAAAAGGGGCAUAAAGUGAAUUUUAACGUUUCGUGUGCAAGAAAUUGUCAUAAAAUAUACGAAAUGUUCCCUGUCGUCGCCGUCGUCGUCGUCGUCGUAGUCCUUGCAGCCGGAAAACGUAAAGGUGAUAGCAGUUGAAGUAGAAGAUAGAAAAGUUUCAAAGUGCACAAGAAAGCAGCUUGUCGCUGUGACAAGAAGAUUUAUCGGAUCAAAUAACUUGCCGCUAAGCUUACCGGGCAACGCGAUCCGCCGGAGUUGGUUUGGCUGAGUAGAAAGCCAAACAGUUGAAGGAUUAUAUUAAGCUGUUUGCUGGGCGAAGAUAGUUACUUCUUUCGACGGUCUCCAACAAUGAUUCGCCGUUAGUGCAGUUUGGCAACACUCACCUACACCAACCGGGAAAGAUGCAACUGAAUGGCACGGUAACGAUGGCCGCCGCCACGGAGCCCCCAGAGCCUCCACCACGGAAUCCGGACAAGAUAAAUGCUUCGCUCAAACAACUGACGGAAACGAAAACUCGCUCAUUGGACACCACAGAUAAGACUACCGGUAUUCGACCCUUCCGGCCGAUCCUUUCGCUGGACAAUGCGAAGCCAUUGUCGAAACCAUUCGAGUCGACCGGAACACCAACGUCAGCCCCAGCUUCGACGCUCAUUAGUAACAAUGGAAGCAGCAGCAACAACAACAACAACAACGGCAGUAGUAGCGAAUCCAAUAUUGCCGCUGGUGGAACUUCAGGCUCAACCACCAACACGGCCAGUAGCAGUACUACCAGUCACGAAAACGGUGCUACACGAACACUUUCCAACGAUAGCGGCGGUGGCGGUGGCGGUGGUUGUAGCAAUGAACUGGCUCGCGCUGGUUCCUCCGGAAGUGGUGGCAGUCCACCAGGAGCAGAAGCAAUGGGGGGUCAAAUUAGCACUAAAUUGAGCUCCGGUCAACAGCAGCAGCAACAGCAAAUUUCACCAACGCAGAGUGACCGAAGCAGCACCGGUGAUAAUUUGGCUGGGGAUAACCUGUUCAAGAACGGCGUCACGGAUUUGGAGUCUCCCCAAACAACCAAGAUUCGUUUGGAGAACGAACGCCUAACGGCUGAAAUUACCCGACUGAAAAAGCUAUUGGAGAAUUCGCCUGAUGGAGCCGUCGGUGGAAUUGAUUUGCUGUCAGACCGGGACAGCUUCGACGCCCACUCGACCGACGAUAGCGGUGGUCGUGUGGAAAAACUCGAAAAUGAACUGCGGAUAUCGAAGGAAUUGAUUCAAAGUCUCAAGUUGGAACGCAAAAAACUUCGCUCGGACAAAAAUGAUCUUCUGGUACAGGUUAAACAACUGUGCUCCUCACUACAGGACAAGGAACAAGAGCUGAGAAACUUCAUACGCAACUUCGAGCAACGAAUACGGGAAUCGGAGACUUCCAGUGCGAAACAGAACUCCGAACGUGAGAGGGAACGGUGGUCCUUGCUGAAGCACGCCCGGGACGAAGCGGAACGUUCGAUCGCUCUCGCAGCACAACUGAACGCCCGAGAUAUUCAGUUGCAGCGAACUCAAGAACAGCUACAGGAAGCACGUCGGCAGCUGUCCGGAUGUAUGUCGGACCAGGAAAGCCUAGUAUCGGCCGCACCGCUUACUCCUCCGUCUGGUUUGAUGACUCAUACGCAGACCACCGCCGGAGGUUACUCGAAUAUCAGCGGAACUCCGGGUGAUCGUGGUUCGUGCAGUGCCGAUUCCGGUGUCAGAGCACAUCGUGCUCACUCAUUAGAACUUAUUGCAGGAAGCAGCGAUCGUGAAAGUGCAGCAGGUGAUCUGAACUUGAGCGACGGUCCCUGCGAGAACGGACCCUGCAUACAGGUGGACUCGGACAGUGUCUCGUUAGUAUCUAGUCAUCACAAUAUGUAUCAAUAUGGAACACCAAAGGAACGUAGUCCCACGCUGUCUCCACUGAAUGCCGGAGCUUAUUCGCGAUCUGUUGACAACACAGCUAUAUCAAAUUCCUUCCGCUCGGUGGAACAGCUGGGUUCCCCGGUGGAGAACGAGAACCAAACUUUUUCCAGAAGACUGCAACAGCAACAACAACAACAGCAACAGCAGGCACAAUCACAAUCAUCAAAGACUGUCGGUGCCACCGGGGGCAUAAGCCUUACCGGCCGAUCCGGUCGCGGUGGUACCUGGGGAAGUAUAUCGCGUGUGUUUGCCCGGAGCCGUAAUCGCAUCAAAAGCAACACGGUUGUCGAAACGGAAGUCACCGACUUCCAGUGGAGUCCACUGACCGAGGAAGGCUACGCGGAGAAACUGCGACUGCUGCGGGAAGCUUCCUCGAUGCCGAUGGAUCGCUGGAGGGCAUCCCAGGUGCUGGCAUGGUUGGAGGUAGCCCUCGGGAUGCCUCAAUAUAGUGCCCGGUGUGCCGAGAAUGUCAAGAGCGGUAAGGUUCUGCUAGAACUGAGUGAUGCCGAGCUGGAGAGUGGUCUCGGCACUAGUCAUCCUAUGCAUCGGAAGAAGUUGCGACUAGCGAUCGAGGAACAGCGACGACCGGAGUUGGUCCGAUAUCCUACGAUUGGACAGCUGGGACACACGUGGGUUGCAUCGGAAUGGCUUCCAGACAUUGGUCUUCCACAGUAUGGGGAAUCGUUUAUGCAUUCGCUGGUAGAUGCUAGAAUGUUGGAUACACUUUCGAAGAAAGAGCUGGAAAAGUAUUUGGGAGUAACCAGAAAGUUUCAUCAGGCCAGUAUUGUACAUGGUAUUCACGUGCUGCGGAUAAUGAAGUACGACCGACAAUCGCUUGCAAUGAGGCGUUUACAAUCCGAAAACGUCGACACAGAUCCCAUCGUGUGGACCAACCAGCGAUUCGUACGCUGGGCUCGGUCAAUUGACCUCGGAGAGUAUGCUGACAAUCUUAAAGACAGUGGAGUUCACGGUGGCUUGGUAGUUCUGGAACCAUCAUUUUCUGGCGACACCAUGGCUACAGCUCUCGGAAUUCCUCCAUCAAAAAACAUCAUCCGGCGUCAUCUAGCAACCGAAUUCGAGACUCUCAUCCUCCCGGCAAGGGCCACACUGGGCCAGGGGAUUCGAACCGGCGGACAGGUGGUACCGAUCGCCAGCGGAAUCGGAAUGAUGCCCGUACCCGGAGAUCGUCGCAAUACCGGCAGCUUGAGGUUUUCCGCAUGGAAAGGAUCACAGGGUUCCCUCACCAAAGCAUUCCGGAUAAGUUCCAGCUACAAGCCACGGGGUGGCACCGGUAAUGUCAGCAACGGUGGUGGGUCAGAUAAAAACAGCGUUUACAGUUCCACCUCUCCGACACCCUCCUUCAGCAGUAGCGAAGGCGGUAUCUAUGCAACGGUAGGGGGACUUCACCACAUGCACUAUCUACCACCACCCACAACGGCACCACCACCGGUGCCGUCCGUGUACCAGCCGGGAGGUGCCCUCAGCAGUCCACUGGCCACCGCCGCAGAACAACGGGCCAACCACCGGGUCAGUGCACCUCCGAUGGAUCAUGCCGGCUCAUCAGCUGCUUCCUCGUCCUCCUCGAUGGCCACACUGCCCAAGUACGCACAGCACCGGCGAGUGAAGAGCAUCAGCGAUAUCGAGGUGGCUUCCGCUGCCGCACCCAGCUAAAAGGCUCGACUCCCUAUUCCACCAAAUGCCAAUGAUAGCAGCCAGCCACCCUCCAAACAGGAUGAGCUGAUGCGAAUUGACGCAAUAUUUAGCAGCACCGAGGCAGCUUGACGGAGUUAGUGUCGGAGUAGCAUCUGGUAUCGUUCGAUGACGGGACUCCGGAAAGCUAGUGUAUGUGUGUAAAUGUGUGUGUGUGUCGGUAUGUGGAUUUGUUGAUGCAUUGAUGAGAGUGUGGGUGACAGCACCUGGAUAUAAUUUGACAAAAGCUGCCUAACAACAUGUUUAACAUGAUGCUGCUAUGCAACGGCAAGCAAAGGACUUUCACAGACUAUUAGAUAUUUUUAUUUCUUUUCCGAUUUUUUUUUGAAGGUGUAACGGCAAAUCAAUUUUACAGUGUACUAAUUAUUAGAUUUGUCUCAGAUGGACUUGAUACUCCAAAUCAAACUAAGCUGAUUCGAAUGAUCUUUGAUUUCAUUAUUUAGGCUGUGAAUCAAUUAAAAUUUGACAGUCGAGCAGUUGUUUUGUUGUUGUCCAAAAUAACCCUGCUCAAAAACAUGGUAAUUUUUUGACAGUUCGCUAGUCCGCGACUGAAAAAAAGUCGUGCAGAAAUAAUUCUAAUUUAAGAUCUUUAGUAAACAUUUCUUUCGGGUGAUUUCUUUUUAUACUUUCAAAGAAAAUAACCCAAUUAAAAGAAUCGAUACAUCGUCCAACGGAGUAAGUUUUUUUUUCUCGAACUUCUUCUUGCGUUCUCUGUAUUGCUAUUAUUAUAUCGACGAACGACCGCAACUAGGUUAAAGCCGGGUAUAAAUAAACGGUAUAAAAAAAUAUUAUAUCACAGAUCAGAGCAUAAAAUUGUCACGCAUUCUCACUGAAAGAAACUAUUCCAGAGAUGCCAGGUAAAAAUUUCAAAUAUCUGCAGACAGGGUCUGUAAAUCUGAAAAAAAAUCUGCAGUCAGAAGUAUGUCUUGCUGGCAGCAAUUUCUCUAUAAAGUAUGACACGCAAAACUGACUUGGCGAGCAAAAAAAAAAAUAUAGACGAAAGUCUGUGAGAAUUUAAAAAAUCUGCAAAAGUCUGCGAGAAUUUCAAAAGUCUGUAAAAGUCUGCACAACAAAAAAUGUCUGCAGCACUAUACCCCAAAUCUGCAGAUUUACAGACAAAUCUGCAGACCUGGCAUCUCUGAACUAUUCAAACAGUCUUAUUUUCUAUGUUUUACUGUCUCAUUCGUAAAUGACCGACACCAGAACAAACGAAGAGAGACGAAGCAUUUUCGUUUCUCAUCGAAAAAAUGAGAGAGUACACGUUUAGAAAAAGUUACUCAAAGUUUGAGUACUAGUUACUCAUUUUCAAAUGAUACAUGGAAACGUCAAAAAUUGAGUAGUUAUCAUCAAUGAUAUUGAGUAACUCCUACUCUAAAUUUGAGUUUAACGCAUUAACUCGUUUUUUUUGUUACUAUUCGCAAGAUCAGUCUAAAAGUUGUAAUAACCAUUUGUAGCAACAGGUUGUAUAUUUUGUUAGUGAGAUCGCGUAUUUCGAGGGUGAGUCGCUCAACACAAACGGUGUUGUGUCUGCAAAAACCGGAAUGAUAAACUCCGUGUUGUGCUUUAGAAUGAAACCGAAUAUGCUCAAAUGUCAUUUCUGAGGAAUAAGUGUAUGAUUGGUGCCUGAGCAUAACUGACAUGUAUGUUAAUUUGCGAUUGGCACACUACUCCAAGCGACCACCACUUGAUAUAGUAUUGAGUUCAAUUACUUAAUAUUUUAAUACAAUACACUCAGAAAAGGAGCAAUUUUUUUUGCACAUUUGGUGUAUGUGAAAUAAAAUUUCACUCAAAAUUUGAGUGAUAGUUACUCUAUUUUUGGUACAUGUACAAAUAAAGUAUUACUCAGUAAAUGCACGCUUAGAAAAAGUUACUCAGAGUUUGAGUACUAGUUACUCAUUUUCAAAUGAUACAUGGAAACGUCAAAAAUUGAGUAGUUAUCAUCAAUGAUAUUGAGUAACUUCUACUCUAAAUUUGAGUUUAAUGCAAGAACUCGUUUUUUUGUCACUAUUCGCAAGAUCAGUCUAAAAGUUGUAAUAACCAUUUGUAGCAACAGGUUGUAUUUUUUGUUAGUGAGAUCGCGUGUUUCGAGGGUGAGUCGCUUAAUACAAACGGUGUUGUGCCUGCAAAAACCGGAAUGAUAAACUCCGUGUUGUGCUUUAGAAUCGAAAUAAUAUGCUCAAAUGUCAUUUAUGAAGAAUAAGUGUAUGAUUGGUGCCUGAGCAUAACUGACAUGUAUGUUAAUUUGCGAUUGACACACUACUCCAAGCGACCACCACUUGAUAUAGUAUUGAGUUCAAUUACUUAAUAUUUUAAUACAAUACACUCAGAAAAGGAGCAAUUUUUUUGCAAAUUUGGUAUAUGUGAAAUGAAAUUUCACUCAAAAUUUGAGUGAUAGUUACUCUAUUUUUGCUACAUGUUCAAAUAAAGUAUUACCGACGACACGACCAGGCACUCCGAAGAAAAAUCUGAACAAAAAGUGUUCGUGAGUGAUUUACCGCCAGUUACCAUAAAUAUAGCGACCCCUCGAUAAUCAUGAAAAUAAACUUCUUGAGCAACACUGUUUAAGUUGCUAUGAACUAGUUACCAAGGAGCGCUAUUAUAAAUAAACGAAUCAUUUGAGAAAGUUGUGAAACGUUUAUAUAAAUUUAAAUUUUGUUUCAACGUUCUUUUUAGAUUUACACCGACCACAAUAGUACAAUAACUAAAUCUGGUACUAGAAGUAGUGUUGCGACAGAGAUGCGUCAUCCUAUAUCAUCCACAACUACCCAUUAGCUCUAUCUUCAGUGUAGUCAUCUAACUCAUCCAUGAUGAUGGUCUUUCUUUUUAGAAAUAACCAGUCGAGUUUCCGGAACACAUCACUUUUGCUUAACAUACUGUCAACCAACCCGGAAGUUAGUACCAGUCUUCACGAAAUGUUAAAUUCUAUCCGACACUCUUUACAUUCGACUACUUCGACAAGUUCCAGCAGCCUUACGGUAGACCGUAAUUACAAUCUGAUUUCUGUUUGAGACACAAAUAAUCAAAUUAUUUGAAGGAGACCUGUUUGCACUGUUGGCUUUCGAUGUGCACUUCAAAACCUAUAAUUUCGAUCAGAUCUAAUAUAUUGAAAAAUUAGAUUCCCGUGCUGUUCAAGUUCCUUUCAUAUUCAUCAAAGUAUACACGCACUUUGCGAAGAGCUCAAAUCACUAGAAAAUAACAAAUAUGCUUUCAAUACCUGAUAAAAAGUUUCGCAAUGACGGAUUGAAUGACUGCAAAACUUAACACCAUUUAAAAACUCAUUUACAUAGCAGAUAGUCAUUAUAGAUCUAAGUAUGGUUACGUUGAACUAUUUAACAAACAUCCAUGAAUAUUGAAUUGUCUGGAAGUCAUUUUUAAUAUGUUCGAGCACCAGCAAGCCUUAACGAAGACCUCUAUCCGAUUAAAAUAAAUAAUAAUUCCACUCGAGGCAGUUUGUUUUGUUUACAUUUCCCAAGUCACCAAUAUGCAGUAACCAAGGUUAUGGUAACUGUUAUUUAAAAUCAAUAAUCUAUCAACUUGUGUUGCCAGUUUCAAUAGUUUUUCAGGCAUUUUCGUUUUGACAUUACCAGUUACUGAGGGGUAGUUAAAUUUGCGAUACAGUUUCGAUAGACGAGUGGCAGGUCGUGUCGUCGGUAUUACUCAGUAAAUGAGUAGAUUUUACCCAAAUAUCGUUUCCAGUGGAAGAACUCAAAUUUGAGUAACUUUGGAGUUACUCUAAAUAAGAGUUGUUCCACUGUUUCUGUAGAUGAGUGAGAUCUUACUCAUUUUUGAGUAACUAUUUUUAAGCGUGUAUGAUUGCCAACGUCACUCUUUCCUCUAUGAAAAGAUGAAACCAAACUAACGUCUUCAGGGAUCAGCAUCAGCAGAAUUUCAAUUCUCAUUCUUUCAUCGAUGUAUUAAAAAUCUGAGACGCUUGGCUAUAAAAAGUGACUAAAAUGUGGUAAAUCGAAGUAUUUACAUCCCAGAAACCAAAACUACUACAAAUUCGAGCUCCAUCAGGUAAAAGUUAUUGUGAAACCUUUUUCUGUCAUUUUCAAUUCUCACAGCUUCGGUUGAAUAUCGACACUGCAUACUAUGGGAUUUUCACUGAAAACUGCAAAUGAAAGAGAAAAAAACCAAUUUUGAAACUACUGUCCCGCUUAUGUCAUUGACUGGACAUGGAUUUCGUUCUCAUAGUUUGCAAGCGAAGCUGAGAGUGACAGUAAUUUCCUGUCAUUUUCGUCUAAUUUUAGUCAAUGAAAAUGACUUUUAUUAGCUCUGCACUUGAUAUCAUUUUAUUUUCAGUGCAAAAUAAACCCGAAUAACUUUCCACCCGUCAAACUUUGACAUGGGCCGCAGUUUUAAUUAAAUUUAACUACUCGAUAGAAAAAUAACUGCUCGACUGUCAAACUUUAACCAAAAGUUGAAAUAAUUCGCGAGCUAGUUCACGGCCUUAGCCUACUUUGUUUCUCAACAUAUACCCACAUUACCAGUACGGAAUGAAUUCCGAAUCAAAUCCGAAAUGGGCAAAAAAAUUUCAUUCAGAGUUCCAUGUGGAAUUCAGUAUGAGAUCCGAAUCAAUGCGGAAUAAAGUGCAAUAACCGAUUCCAGAUAAACUUCGUCUCCUCAACUGAAUUCUCGUUUUCGUGCUGAUUUUGAGUUUAUUUCCAAAUAAAAAAAAUUAUAUUACUGAAUAUAUAAAUUUAAAUUUUCAAAUUUUUCGGAUAUACAAAACAAGUAAAAAACCAAUUGUUUUUAGAACUCCAUCAUAAACUGUUGAAAUUCACUGUUCAUUAACAAAAAGGCCUACCUUAGUCAGCAUCAUCCAUUCCUCUUGCUCCCACAUUAUCGAAAUGACGGAAUGAGCAAUGAAAUCUUACUCGACUGCAUGAUUUUUCAGUGCCCGAUCGGUUCAGUGCUACAAUUUUCGCCUGAGUUGGGUGCUCGACCAAUCCGAUUGUCAGUGACAUUAUAAAUGUCAUUGAAUAUUCGCUGUGUGUAUGAAUGUGUUAGUAUAAAAGUUAGGCUACUUACGCCAUUUCACUACACUCCAGCUAGAGGAAUGGACGAUGCUGACUAAGAUAGACCUUUUUCUUAAUUUCCAGCGAAUUUCAAUAGUUAAUGCUUCUUCUUAGAAGAACUGGUUAUUUACUAGUUCUGUAUAUCCUAAAAUUUAAAAGAUUUGAGUUUAUUAAUUAAAUUAAUUAAAAGAUUUGAAUUUUUUAAUUCAUUUACAUUUAUUUUUAUUUAAAAUUUAACUGAAAAUCAACAUGAAAACGUGCUAAAUCGGGAAAGAAUAAGAAGAGAAUGGAUUGACAAUUUAGUCCGCAUCUUCUCACUCAAUUCCGACAGAUUUUCGAAUCAACCGGUUGGAGGCGAAAUUCAUUCGGAAUCGGUUGUUGCACUGGAGUUGGAAUUUAUUCGGAAUUCAUUAUGAUUUCCACAUGAAACUCCGAAUGAAAAUUUCUCGCUGAUUCGGAAUUCAUUCAGAUCUGAUAAUGUGGGCUGGAGUGUAAUGAAAUGGCGUAAGUCGCCUAACUUUCCCACGACAAAAGGGCCUAACUGCAAAUGACAGUUUCUCUUUGUUUACUUCUUCUUUCACGAUUUACCCAACUGAUUUUAUAUUUGACGCUUUACUCUUCGCAAAACCUUCAAGGUAAAACUACAAGCUUUCGAUUUAUAUUGAAAACUUUAGAGAAUUUGCGAUAAUGGCUCCGUAAUAAUCAAAAGAGAAAGUAAACAAAGAGUGGCUCUCAUUUGCAGUUAGACCCUUUUGUCGUGGGACUAUCGAAUUAUAAAAUGAGUGAAAUAUCAAUGACAUUUAUAUUGUCACUGUCAAUCGGGUAGAUCGAUAACCCAACUCAGGUGAAAAUUCGAGCACUGAGAAAUCGAGCAGUCGAGUAAGAAUUCAUUGCUCAUUCCGUGGAUGUGGACCAUCUCUGGUUGUGUGGUCACUAGCUUUUAGCAAAGCAUUUGUUUUGCAUGGAUGUAAAGACCGAUUCGAGUCAAGAUUAUUGACUUUUUUUAAUUUCAAUUGUAAUUUGGUAUGCAUUUUCUUCAAAUCAUUGUAGCUCAAAAACUAAUAAUUUUAUCUAAUUUGUAUUGUGUAAAAAGAAGUCAAGCAAAUCAAGCGGAUGCUCUAAAAUAAUACACACUGAAAUAAAAAGUUCAAUGAUUUUUUGAUGAUUGAAAAGUUAAUCGAACAAAUUAAAACGCACCUCUUUUUUGCCAUAGUUUCAAUUCUACAAUUUUAAUUAUUACAAACAUUCGACUUUUUAGCUUUUUAAACUAGAAGAAAAACUUCAAAUUCUUUAUGUAAAAUAGUUAUUCGAAUACCACAAUUAUAUUUUACAGCUCGAAGGCAAUCAAUUUACUCACAACGACAAUUCUCGAAGAAGUAACCGUACAAGAAUAGUUUUUGCUGAAAAAAAAUUCGAUUACCAUUGUAAUUUUAUGUCUAAAUAUUUCUAGAAUGUUUACUUUAAAGGGCAAAUUAUGAGCAAAUUUGUCACCCUCGAACGGUACAAUAAUAUAUUAUUAUUUAAAUGAUUUGAAGGCUUUUAAAUGUCUAUAAAAGGUGUUUUCUCAAAUUUUAGAACAUUGAAGUCUUGGCAUUACAUUCCUUUGGUGGAAUUUGGCCUUUCUGUUUCAACAGACUUCGCAGCCGAUUCUUAGUGUACAGAAUCAUUGCAUGGCUAGUACUAUGGAUCCUACUGACACUAAGAAUCCUUCCAGGUCGGGGCUCGAACAUACAACAACUGGCUUGUAAGACCAGCGUCCUAUGCAUUGAACCGCCAACCCGGGACUAAUCAGUUCUAGUAUCAGGUUUAAAAUAAAAAUAUAUUGCAAAAUUAGAGAUAUAGUUUCAUCAAUUGUUUUUUUCUGUUUAUUUUAUAAUUCUUGAAAAUUCGUUGCCCUUUUUCCUGGUAUGUAUUUUUAUAAAGUGUGAUUUCAUACACUGAGACAAACGCAAGACUUGCACUUAUGAACCAAGUAAAAAUCAAUUCCAUCAAGAGGUAAAGACUUUCAUAAAUGGUCUCGUAAUACUCUCAAUUGUUUUCUUCUAUACAUAGUAUAAUAAUUCGCUUCAUCAAUAGUCCGUAAUCUGGAAAUGUUAUAAUUUGGUCAUCACUCCUGCGAAAAAAUUAUUUGCACAGUCCAUUUCCCGCAAUACACGCAACAAAUAAGCCCAGUAUAUGAAAACUAGUGAUGCCAUGUAUGCAGAUUUAAUUUACAGAAUUCUGAUUAACGCUGCAGAUAUUUAAGGAUUAUACUUAUUAUCAAAUAUAAAUGGAAAUUAUAGAAAUUUACGUCUUUAGCCUUUUUUUUGACUUGCUAAAAGUGAUAUUUUUUCCACUGUCACUGCAACAGUUUGGUUGCACAGACUUUUUAAUACCUGUUUAAAAAUUUAACCUGAAAUCCCUGAAGUGAACGGUUUAUGGCAUCUGUACACGGAACCGCAAAACAACUUAAUUUGAAGUACAUUCUACCCAAUUUGGGAGUUCCGUUCGAUAACCUAAUUUUAGGUAAAGUGGCUCUAGGUAGUUUCCGCAAGGCACCUGCAAAAAAUACUUGAAGAUGAGUUAUAUCUACUCAAUGGUAAGUUAUGUUUACUGUACAGUUGAGUCGUAUUGACUUAAUUUCAGGUUGAUACGGUUUACUUAAUUUUAGGUUAUUGAACGAAACUCUUUCUGUUGGGUGGUUUUGCUCUUUGUAUUUUGACAACAAUGGAAGGAGCGAAUGAAAGAAAAGAUUCAAAAGAACUCAAAAUUAAGUAAAAAGAAGUCAAAUAAUAGGUAGUUUUUAUUUUCCGUGUACUAAUAUUAGCGUGUGAGCGAAAAGUUCCUGUUAAAAAAGACGACUACGCUCAAGAAAAGAUCACUGUGAGCAACCUUUUAAUCAGUAAAAUCAUAUGUAAUCAAAUGUAAUAACGUUUUCUGAGUUACAACGAUUUUAAGACGAAACAUGCCAAAAAAUGCAUUCGCUUUCAAUCUUGAACAGAGCUUAACAUAUGUCACGUAUUUUCAAUAAAAAUAAUUCAAUCCAACAGCCUCAUCUUCUUGAGUCAAUGGAAAUUACUUUUACUAGUUCUGGUCUUGAGUUGAUUCGGCCUCUCUAUGCGUUCAAAAAAAAAUGAUUUGCCAUACGGGAGAUGUGUGCAAAGUUGCAUUCAAAUCGGAGCAAAUCAAUCAUGAUUUUGCCACCUUCCUACAGUUAAUUUCUGGAAUUGCUCAGCUUGAACCUGAAACCUCAAAAAAAUUAUUUAUUUUUAAUCAACGGUUUGUCUGAUUGUCUGUGGAUGGUUCGUGCAAAUCGACACAAAAGUUCAUUGGGAUUUAAAGUGAUUGUAAACUCUGCCGUAUGAAUGAAUGAAAGCAAAAACAAAACUAGUGGUAAAACUAUAGAGAGGAUUCCGGAGUGGUAUUAAAUGAAUUUUUUGUUGUAACAGACCAAAUAGUUAGGAUGGUGAUAUCAAUGGAGUUACCCCGCGUCUGACAGGUUAAAUUACAUACCAAUAGAUGUGUGAAGAAUACAAAUGUCAUGCGUGUUGAUUGAUUGUACUAGUCAUACUGAAUAUUCUAUCUUCCAGCAUAAUUUAAUUGAUAUAACUAAUAAAUCAAUACCGAAUACGGCACCAAAGAAAACAGCUCACAUUCCAUUUAAAAACCAGUUAUUAUUUAUAUGCAUUAAACAUUUAAUCAUGAGAAACAUCUAAAGUCAACCUUUCUCGGUUGAGACUUCACAAACAAUAUCGCCACCAACCAUCAACAAUCAAAACAAAAUCAACAUAUCACAUGCUCGACUUUUUGCAUUUUAUUUUUGUUUCGCCUGCUUAUUAUUGAUUUGACGACUUCUGCCCGCCAACAUUUCCAUAACUUAUUCAACAUGGUAAUCAAGCAAUCGAUGUUUAUUCAACAGCAGCACUGCUUAGUCUCGACGGCUAUGCCGGUCGAAUGAAACCAAACAAAAACCUACUAUGACGAGUAUUAUUAUCUGGAAACAGUCGAUCAAAAUAUGAGCGCCUAUUUACGAACUAAAAAUGAUAAAUAAACUGGAUCGUAUAUUCUUGUAAGCUGUAGUGUAUUUAACCAAUGUUAGAGGAAACCGAUCGUCACACGACAAGGUGGUAGAUUGAUAUUUUACUACAAAUAUUGUCAAAUAGGCUCAAUUAAAUUAGCAGAGUAUAAAAUCAUCUAAAGGGUGAAAAGUUUGGCUUUUACUCAUAAAUCAAUACUGAAAAGAAAAUAUUGGUAUUUAACGAUAUCGCUUCACUGAAAACUGAAAAAAUUACAUAUUGAAGAAAUUGAUUUUAUCUUAUAUUAGUAUAACCUAUCGGAAUUGUAGUUUUACCAAAUAUGUAAAAAUAUAAUGAUCAAGAAAUGAACCAACUGAUUAUAAAUAACUAUAAUAAAAUCUUUGUAUUUAUUCAAAA
Malaya genurostris is the source of this 14521-nucleotide messenger RNA. It is a transcript of the gene Liprin-gamma, whose product is annotated as kazrin. The coding region runs from base 1846 to 5052 and encodes 1068 amino acids. Lineage: Eukaryota; Metazoa; Arthropoda; Insecta; Diptera; Culicidae. The record is from RefSeq and is a predicted model, not a curated record. The transcript has 15 exons. Gene Ontology annotation, molecular function: protein binding.